AUGCCGGGUGGAUCUGCGUCUAUGUCUUCCUUCCGCAUAAUGGCCUUUCUUUUGGUUUGGUUCCUCUGCUGUUUGCCGGGGAUCGUCGCAGAAAUAGAUUCUAUAUUUCGAUCGAGACCCGAUCUAUAUCCCCCGGUCCUCACGAUAGAACACAGCAUUCCCGACAAACUUACUCCAGGAUAUAUCUUUGUUGGCCCGUAUCAAGCGGAUAACUCAGGUCCUUAUAUUUAUGAUAACCAAGGCGAUCUAGUAUGGAGCGGCUGGGGAAGCUCCGGUCCGGGCAACGCGCACGGCAUGCAUGUAUGCAAAUACAAAGGGGAUGACCAUCUUUGCUUCUUCCAAGGUGUUCAACAAAAUGGAUAUUGCCGGGGCCAUGGCGUCAUCAUGGACAAUCAGUAUCGCACCGUCAAGACUGUCCUCCCCGGGGGCGGGAUGGCGUCGAGCGAUAUGCACGAGUUUUUACCCAUUAACGACGGCAAAACGGCACUAUUGACGGUGUAUCAGCAGCGACAGUUUGACAUGAGCUUAUGGAAUGUCAAGACUGGUAUGGGUUGGUUGAUGGAGAGCAUCUUCCAGGAAGUGGACGUGGAGACGAACGAGGUGCUGUUUGAGUGGAAGUCGCUUGACCAUGUUGACCCUACAGCUAGCUACACCUAUCCUGGCCACACUGACACUUCGGGAACGGGGCUGGACCCGCGCUCCCCGUGGGAUUAUUUCCACAUCAAUUCCAUUGAUAAGAAUAAGGAUGGUGAUUAUCUGAUCUCAUCACGACACACGUGCGCGAUCUAUAAAAUCUCCGGCCAGAAUGGGUCGGUGAUCUGGCAGUUGCAUGGCGCCAACCCGUCCUUCACGAAUCUCAACUUUAGCUUCUCCCAGCAACACGAUGCACGAUUCCUGAACGAAAACGGUACCCACACCUUGCUUUCCUUGUAUAACAACGGCUUCAAUGGGUUCAACAAAACACACGAAUAUUCCUCCGGUAUGCUCAUUUUGAUCGACCAUGUGGCGAAGACAGCCACUCAGCUGCGCGAUUAUGCCCCUUUGAACAAGGACAUGCUCAGCUCGAGCCAGGGCAACAUGCAAGUGUUGCCGAACCAGAAUGUGUUUAUUGGAUGGGGGAACAAUGCAUACAUAUCCGAACACGACCAGCACGGCAACUUGCUACUGUGGGGAUACAUUGAUAAGGACAAAAUCAUGAACUAUCGUGCCCAGAAAUUCCAGUGGGACGGGAUGCCGACGGACGUGCCCGCUCUGUGGACAUAUUCGCGGUCGACCGAGCCGUUCUCCUCGCUUACCUUGUACGUAAGUUGGAACGGCGCCACACGAGUGCGGUACUGGCGGUUCUACGGGGCGAUGAACAUGACCGGCCCGUAUGCAUUGUUGAACCAGGUGACGAGGAAGGGAUUCGAAACGAGUUACACGUUCCCGCACUACUACCCAUGGGCGUACGCGGAGGCCGUAGAUCUCGAGGGCAAGGUGUUGGGCAAGUCACGGCAUAAGUUCACAUUCACGCCUUCCGAGGAACUACAACAGUACUGCGCGAACAACAUGUGUGAAAAUGCUCCGGCGUAUGGACUCCCUGGCGAAGAGGGAGCCGGCGCAUUCAUCCCCCCAGUGGGUCUUAUUACUGUGCCAUGGGUCGACCCAGAGAACCCGGAAGCCCAUUACGACUGGGGUGAAACUUCCGAGUCCGCGUCACAGCCAUUGGAUGAAGCCAAAGAGACAUUGAAGACUGCAUACGAGCGCGGAUGGUUUGUCCCCGUGCUGGCGGUUGGUCUUGCCGCGAUUGGGGUUUACAUGGUGGUCCGAAAGUGUCGACUGCAACGCCCUCAUACCUACCCGGUGAAAGAGCGCCAAUCAUUAGAGCCAUUGGACAACCCUGUCGACGAACGAAGACAGCCGGGCGAGAUGAGCGAUAUGCCGUGGUGGCAUUGGCGGCGAUGGACCGGAGCAUCCGACGGACCACACUACUUCCCCUUGACGGAGCCGGCCUCUGGAAGAUUUCCGCCCUCGAUGCCUGUUCCAAAGCUUGAGCUACAACAAAGUAGUCGCCUGAGAUCUAUCUCAACGUCGAGCAACAACUCUCCCAUUCCCACCCCCGCGCUGACACCGACACACCAACACAACUUUUCCCUAUCUAACAGCAAAAAUCGGAAUGCCCGUCACACCCGGACCACUUCUUGGACAUCCGGUCACGACGGAGGCGAGCCCUCUCCGCUAGAUUUCCCUGCACAGCACCGUCGUCGUCGCGAGUCCAACAUCUCCCUCGCCGACCUUUCUGAGGGCUCAUCGGACCGAUACGGCGACGACUCCGACGAUAGGAUGGCCCUGAGAAACACCUCAUUCGAGCAAUCCGGUCAUGCCCGCAACCGUUCACAGAGCCACACCCAGGCCUCCUUCAUGCAACCACAGCAGUUCUCCGCUGACCCGCCUCCGCGUCCAGGGCCCGUCACUUGGAUGACCCUGCCGCGGAAGAAGCAACUCGCAUUGCUAGGGUUGUGUCGUGUAUUUGAUUUCUUGCAGAUUGCCUCGUUGCAGGCGUACAUGUUCUAUCAGCUCAAAUCCUUUGAUGAGACCCUUUCCGACGCAGAUGUGUCCACCCAGGCCGGUAUCCUCCAGGGUGCCUUUACCGCGGCCCAGUUCGCCACAGCGAUUCCCUGGGGUCGAGUGGCUGAUGCCGAAUGGGGUGGACGGAAGUUCGUCCUUCUCGUUGGCCUUUUGGGUACGGCCGUGUCAUGUCUGGGUGUCGCUUUUGCUACGUCGUUCGCGCAGGCCGUGUUCUGGCGUUCAUUCGGCGGUGCCAUUAAUGGUACGGUGGGUAUUAUUCGGACCAUGAUUGCCGAGAACGUCAAAGAGAAGAAAUACCAUUCCCGCGCGUUCCUGAUUCUACCGAUUGGAUUUAACGUGGCUUCCUUGUUCGGACCUGUCAUGGGUGGUAUGCUCGCCGAUCCGGUGCGCAGCUAUCCUACGUUGUUCGGUCCCAACUCUUCUUUUGGCGGGGCGAAUGGCGUACAAUGGCUCGAGCGCUAUCCUUAUGCAUUGCCGAUGUUGGCUAACACUAUUUUCCUCUCCUUUGCUGCAUUCUGUGUUGGGAUGGGGUUGGAAGAGACCUUGGAAGCUUGCAAAGGCAAACCUGGCUUGGGUGUUUUCACUGCCAGGGUCUUCGCCCGCGGUAUCCGUGCCGUGGUUCCUUCUUCGUCCCCGUUGUACCAGAGACUGCCUUUCGCCGAUUACGAUGAGGAAGGCCCUCUUUUGAGCACCCACCGCGACCCUACUGAGAGCUACGAACUGGAGGAGAAGGCUGCCAAGCCGUUGCGCCACAAACGCACGUUACCUUUCCGCAGACUGUGGACGAAGAACGUGCUGUGUACGCUUUUGGCGCAGGCCUUCUUCGAUUUCCAGAUGGGUGCAUUUAACAACCUCUGGCUGCUCUUCCUGUCAUCACCCCGUUAUGAUUCCAAUGACCCCGCCGCCCCUGCCCAGAGGCUGCCAUUCAUCUUUACCGGCGGACUGGGUAUGUUGCCGCAGAGCGUCGGAUUUGCCACGGCUAUUCUGGGUAUCAUCGGCAUGCUCCUCCAGUUCACCGUGUAUCCCGCAAUCAACAGCCGCCUGGGAACAGCCAAGAGUUACCAGUACUUCUUGACCUUGUUCCCCCUGGCGUAUGCAUUUGCCCCGUACAUCGCACUUGCCCCGUCCAGCGCACCGCCCCCGGGUCAGGCCAACGGGCCGUGGGUGUGGUUUUCUAUCAUUGUUGUCCUUUUCCUGCAAGUCACAGCCCGUACCUUUACGUUGCCGACCUCGAUCAUCUUGCUGAACAACUGCUCGCCACAUCCCUCGGUGCUGGGCACCAUCCACGGCAUUGGCCAGUCGGUGUCCUCCGCAUUUCGUACCAUUGGACCUAUUUUCUCCGGGUCGUGGUACGGAUACGGUCUGGAGAUCGGUACGGUCGGGUUCGCCUGGUGGCUGAUCGCCCUGGUGUCCGUUUUUGGAUGCGUGGCGGCCAUUUUUGUCUACGAGGGAUCUGGCCAUGAGAUUAUCCUCCCCGGAGAGGAGGACGACUUCCGGGACCGUCACUAA
Aspergillus pseudotamarii is the source of this 4077-nucleotide messenger RNA. RefSeq names its product MFS general substrate transporter. The coding region runs from base 1 to 4077 and encodes 1358 amino acids. Gene Ontology annotation, molecular function: transmembrane transporter activity. The record is from RefSeq and is a predicted model, not a curated record. The transcript is spliced from 8 exons. Lineage: Eukaryota; Fungi; Ascomycota; Eurotiomycetes; Eurotiales; Aspergillaceae. Gene Ontology annotation, biological process: transmembrane transport.